ACAUGGAAAGCGUUUGAAAAACUAAUGAUGUCCUCUCAAUGGAAAAAGUAUGUUUUGUGGUUUGCUCAAGAGCACGUCGAUUUUCGGCAAGCUGAAAUCGCUUCGCUGCUUCGGUUAUGGAAUCUACCGAUGAAAACCGCUGCUGAUCAUAAGCCCGAAGCCCCGUUUUGGAUUGUGGAACUGGAAAAUGAUGAAUCCGCCAAGAAGCUAGCUUCUCGAUCGAUGUCGUUGCGGUGCAUUUUCGAGUUGUGGUCUCACUCGAAAUCAGUUUGUGCUUCCCACGAACAGCUGAGCGGUUUUAUUCGAAACAACAUGUCCACCUUAAGUCCGUUAUUUGAUAAAAAUCGCAGCUUUAAGGUGACUGUUGAGACAUACAAUAAGCAUUUUACUCAAGCGGAAAAAGUAGCGAAAAUGGAAACGAUGCAUUAUUUACCAGCUGAGGGCCCAGUUAAUUUAAAACAGCCCGAUGUUCAUUAUUGGUAUUUGGAAUUCUGGGGAUUAGAUCCGAUGGAUGUCCCCGAGCAGCCGCUCGAUAUCGUGUUCGGUAAAUGGGUUGCUGAUGGGAGUCGGGAAACCAUUAAUGAAUUAUCGCUGAAAAAGCGAAAGUUCAUCGGCAAUACAUCGAUGGAUCCACAGUUGUCACUGCUGAUGGCUAACCAAGCGCUUGCAAAGCGGGGAGAUAUAGUGUUUGAUCCAUUCGUUGGAUCGGGUUCACUACUGGUCGCAGCAGCUAAGUUUGGUGCCUAUGUUAUCGGUUCAGAUAUAGAUUAUAUGACGGUUCAUGGAAAGUCGAAGCCAACCAGGGCGAAUCAAAAGGUACGUGCGUGCGACGAAAGCAUCUAUGCUAACUUGCUGCAAUACGGUUGCGAGGCGCUCUAUCUGGAUAUUUUAAUCUCGGACUUCAGCAGGAGUAUUUGGAAUAAGUGCCUUCAGCUCGAUAGUAUAAUUACUGAUCCUCCGUAUGGUAUUCGAGAAGCUACAGAACGGAUUGAAUUUAAGGUGCAAAGACGGGCCACUUGUCUGAAUGAAGGAGUUGUGCACUAUCCAUCGACGUCACCGUAUCAGUUCGACCAGUUGUAUCGUGAUUUGCUCAAUUUUUCUGCUCAUCAUCUUAAAAUGGGAGGCCGAUUGGUUUGCUGGUUUCCGCUUUUGAGAAAAGAUUUCACACCGGAAAUGGUGCCGCGACAUAAGUGCCUUCAGUUGAUAGCCAAUUCAGAGCAACCACUGACGGUUUACAGUGCGCGCCGCUUAUUGACUUAUGAGAAGGUAUCGGAUCGACAGGAAGAUAUGCUUGCAUACGAGCUGUCUCAAGUAACAGUGGAUAGUUUUCGGCAACGUUUCAUGAGUACCGUGUUGCAAACCAGUGGUACGCGAAAGGAACGUCGACUAGCACUACGGCAAGUGGGCGUCCAAGAGGCCAUCAAGCGGGGGAAAAAACUUGCUGCAGACGGAAAGUGGAAAUAUGAAUCACAACAGAAUGGCAACAAUAAGGAAAAAGACGGAUAAGUAAAA
Molecule: messenger RNA, 1512 nt
Organism: Sabethes cyaneus
Lineage: Eukaryota; Metazoa; Arthropoda; Insecta; Diptera; Culicidae
Product: tRNA (guanine(10)-N2)-methyltransferase homolog
Exons: 4
Coding region: 25-1506 (493 amino acids)
Biological process (GO): methylation
Cellular component (GO): cytoplasm
Molecular function (GO): nucleic acid binding
Source: RefSeq, a predicted model, not a curated record